CAACAACACGUCAGAACCGGUCGCAAUAUGGACAAGAAGCGGCAGCCCGUGCAUGAAGGGUAUCUGCAAUGGCUGGCGGCAUCAGCAGGGGGUCUGCAGACGCAGUACUGCCAGUUGUCCUGGUCGUGCCAGCUGCGCAUGUAUCCAACCGAGACAGCGGCUGCCAGUGGCGUCGGAGGCCGGCCGUUUUCGAUCCGCGGGUUUUGCAAGUGGGAGGGUCGUGGGGUGUUGCCGUUGGACUCGUACGGCAUCGAACUGCAGCUCAAAGACAAGGGUCAGUCGUCCAUCUACUUGGCAGCAGAGAACCGGUUGGAUUUGGAACGAUGGUGUCGCGCGUUCGUGGCAGUGUUGGACCCGUCGUCCGACGCGGCCGACGAAAUCAAGCGCGAACGGCGCAAGGUCAAACGCGACAUUCGGAAACAAGCCGAGAAGGAGGCCGAGAUCAAAGCCCAAGAAGACGAGUUCAAGCGCCGGUGGAUCGCUCAGAAAAAGCAAGAGCUUCGGGACCGAGAGCUCGAGAUCGAGCAGAUGACGCCGCUGCAGCGCAAGGACGGAUUGGGCACGCUGGACGAAGAGACCGAGGCCCUACUUCGGGACCGGAAGAAGCGACUAAACAAGAAGGCCGGCCAGCAAGUCGGACGAGUGGGAAAGCAGGUCCUUCGGCGGCGCAUGGAGCUGCUCGGGGGCGGCAAGGUCGUCGUGCACCCCAACGACGCCACGUUUGGCGACAUCGCCGCGUCCGCCGUGGUCGGGCAGCGAAAAGCCAAAGUCAAAGUCGAGUUGCCACCCCCCGGUCAAUAUUUCACUGGUGACGAGAGUCUCCGUGGUCACCACGGAAGUACAAGUGGCGGUCGACAAAGCACAACCAGCUCGCAAGACUCUGCGACAUCUGCCGACGGCACGCCCUUCUACCCGCCGCCGCCGCCGCCAACCCUCCCGACCAGUCACGGAUCGUCCAUUCAAAGCCAAGAAGGAGCCCCCCUUCCUCCACCCCCACUAGCCCUAUCGACGAUGGGUCGAGGGCUUCCUAUCAACCCCAUGGCCGCAGCAUUAGACGCGAUCAAGCGGAACCGACGCUUCAGCGCCGCGUCGGACAGAGAUGCCACGACGAUGGGGAGUGGAGGAUUGCAAGAAGAUAUCAUGGAGGAGCCUUCCACAGGACGAUCCAAUCGAACGCGGGACUCGCAGUUGAGUGCCGAAGGCAAACGGAUGCUGGCAACUGCCCUCAGUCACCACAACAGCGCGACGGCAGCAAACAAGAAGUCGGCAAUUACCACCACCCACACCCCCUCUAUCGAUAGAAAAGGGCUGUUUGACAGCAGCAGCAGCAGUAGUAGCAGUAGUAGCGACGAUGACACGGACCAAGUUCCAUCGUCACUGUUGACGACGCCAGUCCCCGCGGAGCUGGCCGUCGUGUACUUGUCGGCGGCGGUCGAACUCCGCCAAGCCAAGUCCGUGGCUAUCUAUCGCUUUGCGUUUCGCCUGCUCGCGUACACGUCGACGCAGUGCGAGUUUGGCCGGAGCUACCACGAAUAUGAAGCCAUCCAUGGCCAACUCAAGCGCAGUGUCGUGAUGGAGGUGCCCUGGCCCAAUUUUCCAUCGAGACAUGUGCUGCGCAACCCCACCAAGCCCGACAACAUGCAGAAACGAGCGGCCGAGUUCCUCGCGUACUUUGAGGCGCUCGUGCAGAUCAAGGCUGUGGUGGCCCAUCCGGCGUUCCAUGCGGCGUUUCAAGUGCCGGCGGCGAUGGCGACGUGUCUGGUGCGGGGCACGGUGGUUGUAGAGCCACCUCCACCAGGUAUCCAAAUCAAGCAGGUGGCGGCUACAACUCGGAAGAGCCAGCACAAGCCGCGGCAUCUAGCAAAGCCGGGGGUGCCGAAACGAAACCUCUUUGAAGACGACGACGAGGACGAGGAGAACGAGGAAGCGUCCGUAGCGUCGUCGGUGGAGACGCCCGAACCGGUGAAGCGACCUGUGGCAGACCGAGUUGGAUCGGGCAGCCGGCGAUCGCUGGACGAACGACCUCACCGCGGUAUGGAAGACCGACCGCCGUCCUCGGCUAGGAAGGUAGCUCUAGGGACGACGGAUAGACCACCCAGCACCAAAGAGAUCCAAGCGGCGGGCAUGCCGCGUCCCAACUUGUUUGGAGGUGGCGGACGCGGCGACCUCUUGGCUGCGAUUCGAAAAGGCGCCCAAUUGAACAAAGUAGCGUCACCAGAGGACAACGACACUCGUUCCAACGUGUCUACCACAACUGCUACAACUAAUGCGCCUAUUCGCGCCCCACCACCGGCAAACAGCUUGCUCGCGGCUCUGCAGCAAGCCCCACCGCUUAAGAAGGCUGGUCCUCCACCCGCCACGAAAGUAGUGGCCGCACCAACCCCGCCGCUGGCUGCGCCAAGUAUCCACGACUCGAUCGCCAUCGCUAUGGCGUCGAGGCUAGUGCACACACAGUAUGGCCACAGUGACGACGACAGCGACGAUGAAUGGGACGACUAAGAAAUAAGGCAGUUACAAAACCGUCUUAUUUCCGGAUAAUCAUGUAUGUAGUAUCCGGUGGAUACGAGGCACGUUGUGUUGAUCC
Molecule: messenger RNA, 2584 nt
Organism: Aphanomyces astaci
Lineage: Eukaryota; Oomycota; Saprolegniomycetes; Saprolegniales; Verrucalvaceae
Exons: 3
Coding region: 28-2499 (823 amino acids)
Molecular function (GO): phosphatidylinositol binding; actin binding
Source: RefSeq, a predicted model, not a curated record